Molecule: messenger RNA, 1421 nt
Organism: Lottia gigantea (owl limpet)
Lineage: Eukaryota; Metazoa; Mollusca; Gastropoda; Lottiidae
Exons: 8
Coding region: 18-692 (224 amino acids)
Biological process (GO): response to retinoic acid
Cellular component (GO): nucleus; cytoplasm
Source: RefSeq, a predicted model, not a curated record
UUAGAAUUUGUAUUGUCAUGUCAUCAAAUCAACUUUUAAGGAUUUUAUGUAUACAUGGUUACAGGCAAAAUGAACAAAGUUUUAGAGAAAGAACCGGUGCCUUCCGAAAACUUACCAAAAAGUAUGCAGAACUUGUAUUUAUAACAGCACCAAAUGUAGUACCACCAUUAGAGAGUUUGGAAGAAAAUUCAACAGAUACAAAAAAUGAUGAUCAGAGAGGAUGGUGGUUUUCAAGAUCUGAUGAUUAUUUUAGAGCUCAAGAUGAGACAGAUUGUUGUAAGGGCUAUGAAGAAUCAUUAGAUGUCAUAAAGAAAGCUUUCAUUUCACAGGGACCAUUCGACGGAGUAUUAGGAUUCAGUCAAGGUGCUGCUAUGGUUUCACUUCUGUGUGGUUUACAAGAAUUAGAGCCAGAGGCUUGUCCAAAAAUUAGUUUUGCCAUAAUGGUAGCUUCAUUUAAAAGUCGCUCUAUACCUCAUUGUAAGUUGUAUGAAAAGAAAGUAACAAUACCCACAUUACAUGUGUUUGGAGAUACUGAUAAAGUUAUACCAAAAGAAAUGAGUGAAGAACUUUUAGUACAUUAUGAAAAUCCAGUGAUAUUGGAACAUCCAGGUGGCCAUUUUAUACCAGCUUCAUCACCACAGAAAAAAGUUUAUGUUGACUUUUUAGAGCGAAUGAUAGAAAAUAAAACAUAGCCAAAUUUUAAAAAUUUUAAUUUAAUAUAACAUUAUCAAUAAAUUAUUUUCAAAUAACAAUUCUUAUGAAUUUUAAUAUUUUAAUACAAAUGUAUUUAAAUUAGUCUUGACUAAAAAAUAACUACAGAUUUUUUAACCCAUCAGCAGCCCAAACCUUAACAUAUGAUAAAACAGUAACAACAAAAACACAAAUGUUAAUAAUUUAAAUGUUGUAAUUUGAAAACUGAUAAAAGUUCUAAACAAUGAAAUUGUGUGUGGUAUGGUUCAGUUCUGUCUUUACCUUAUUUACUCUAAUUCUAAAUUGAAAAAAAUCCUGAGGCAGUAGAUUUUGUGCAACUGUGGAUGUAGUUGAUCAGUCAUUACACAUUUACAUUUGACACCCUUUUAAUAUUAAAGUUUAAGUAGGUCUUGUUCAAAUUACACCACUUUCAAUAUCACAAUAAUUUGAAAAUCACAUUAUGUUAAACAUUCAGUUAGAUCUGAUGGGCAAAAAAGUAUCGCACACGUUUGAUUUCUCCCUCACAUGAGAUUCAGAAAAAGCUAAAACUGCCAAGAUCAUAUGAAAUGGGUCUUUUUCAAUUUCAUACCAAUGCUUUUCUCCUCUUAUAAAUGCCAAUAUCACAUGAUCAGUGAUCUAGUAAAUGACUCUGCCUAUGUCGACUUGACUCCAUCAAUAACUUUCUCUGUGGACUCUGUAAGCCCACAGUGAUAUGUGUCGGAGUUUGAGGU